Molecule: messenger RNA, 1978 nt
Organism: Owenia fusiformis
Lineage: Eukaryota; Metazoa; Annelida; Polychaeta; Sabellida; Oweniidae
Source: the annotation of a GenBank genome assembly
AUUUCCUUUCUAGAGUAAUUAAGAAAAAUUGAAAAAAAACUUUUUGUAUAAAAUCGACCUGUUACUAUGGAACAGGAAGGAAAAUCGGCGUCAGUGCUUAAAGAGACUGGUAACACAUGUAUGAGAGAUGGCAAGUUCAUUGAAGCUAUUCUACACUAUUCUCAAGCUCUAAAACUAGAACCAAUCAACCCGCUCUUACAUUCCAAUAGAUCUUUAGCAUUCCUGAAGUGCCAGCAGUACUACCUUGCAUUGGGGGAUGCAGAGAAGUGUAUACACCUGAACCCAAAGUGGCCUAAGGGAUAUUUCAGGAAGGGGGAGGUCCUCUAUCAGACAGAGAAAUAUGAAGACGCUGUCGAGGCUUAUAAGACAGCCCUUGACCUACAACCAGAAGAUGCCAAUUUGAAAGAAAGAGUUAUGAAGUCAAUGAAAGAGGUCAACAACAUUAGAAAAGCUGAUCGUAAUCUACCUUGGGUGGGCAGUGGAACUGGAUUUCUCCUUGGCCUCUUCAUCAUAGUUGGGGAUGAUUACAUUGCUCAAAGACCUACAAUAUCUAGUGACAUUUUACGGAUACUUCUGAUCGCUGUGUUUAUAGGCCUAGGGUAUGGAUGUGCCAGGGUAUAUAGAUAUCUUAGGGAUUCCCAGAAAGAAUCACUAUUAGAGCCUCCUCUAGAUCUUCUGAAAGAAAUGGGACCUGGUAGAGGCUUAAACAGAGAUAAGGAUGGUAACCCUAUCAUCCAACCAGGAGUUGAGAGACCCCCACCAUGGGAUCCUGCAUCAACCACCCCUAAGGCUAGCUCAAAGAACAAUACAAAACAAAGGAAGAAGAAAAAAUAACUGAUUUGUGCAAUCACUUUAUACAAUGGAGAAAGUUCAAUCAUUUAAAGGGCUCAGCCAAAAUAUCAAUGUUUUAUGGGAAACUUAAUUUAAUGAAGGCCAUGACCUCUUCCCCAUGUUCUAUAAAAAUUAGUCAGAUUUGAAGUUACAUGUCUGCCCAAUCAACAGUUUUUCAAUAACAAAAAUUAGAUUGUUUAAACCCCUAGUGUAAUUUAAAAACCAAAAUGCUGUAUACAUUAAUAUUUUACCCUGAGUCUAUUACAGGUGUACAUACAAGGUGCUAAAGACGGGAGUUGUUUCCAUUGUUCAUGAAAUGGAAAAUUAAUAACAUUUGAACAGUGUCAUUUAUAUAACUGUGGUGAUGGAAGGUUUAGAAUUUAAAGAUUGAUCAAAGGCUCCACUCCACAAUUUUGAAUGGUGUUAUUCAUUUCUCUGGUAUUUAUAUGGAGUCUAUAUUCUAAAUAUUUAUAUAUUCUACAUUCUAUGUUUUUCAUAUGGAGUCUAUAUUCUAGUAUAUACAUAACAGUUUUACCUUAAAUGUUUGUGACUGUUUAUUCAAUACAAUUUUAAAGGAUUUUCCAGACCUCUGAAUCUGAGAUCAAAAUCUAUGAAUAUAUCUUAUGUGAAGGCAAUAUAGGACAUCAUUGGACAAUACGUCUUUCACAGGAGCCAUUUCAAAGAACAAAUAAGUGUACAUCUACUUAUCAUUUUAUAAUCCAGGCCACAUUAUUGGCUAGGUUUAUAAUAGUCAGAAUGGUUGAUAUGGUUAUUUUUAGGUAAAGUUUGUAUUAAUUUGGUUGCACAAAUGUUGUCCAUUUCUUUCUCCUAACCGUCUAUGUUCAUACAGAAGAACAUUCCACGAAACAUUUUAAUUGAAUGUAUUUCCAAGAGCUGUGUACAAGUAUUAUUAGGUCACUUACCCAAUAUUUUUAUGGCCUACUAAAGUAAAUAAUCAAUUGGAAGUUGGAAAUGUGUCAGUGGUAAAAUAUGAACAGUUUAGAGUUAUUGCAAAACGGUUGUAUUUUUGUGUCACUCUGUAUUUUUUCUUUAUAAUUACCAAUUGAUGAUUGAAGAAGUAGGGGAAUGUGUCGGUGAAAAAUAUGAAUUAUCUCUUGUAUUGCUACCCUUUGCAUUCGUUCGACUU